GUACUAAAAUUUUAGAGGCUGCAAAAAGACAAGUCCAACAUAUUCCACACACUUGAGAAUGUGGUGUCUCUCUUUGACUCCUCUCCCUAAAUCACUCUCUAUUUAUGUAUGCAUCUUUUCAAUCCACACACAUCUCUCUUAACACACAAAUACAUAUUUAUAUAUAUGUAAUCCUUAAAGCUGAUCAUCUCCAUCUUCAAUUUCAAUUCUCUCUAUUUCAUCUUUUCCGAUUGAUCAAUUCCAAUAUUACGUCCUUUUUUUCUUGAAUCUCUCUAUAUACUCAAUGGAAGCAGCUGCGGAGGCUGUAUCAGCCGCUAGGGAGCAAUCAUUGAUCCUUAAAGGGAAACGGACUAAGCGGCAACGUCCUCAGUCCCCAAUCCCUUUCUCUAUCAUUCCUCCUAUGUCUUCGCAUGAACCGGAUGCUGAAGAAGAGUCUACUAGUCUUGUUUCCAAGGAGAAGAGUCUCAAUGAUGAAAUCAACAACAAUAACAUCAAGAAUAAUAACAAUACUUUGAUCAAUGGUGUUACAUCUUCAUCUUCUGCCUCUUCAUCUUCCAACAACAAUGCCACAUUAAAGGCCACGGCUGACGAAGAAGAUCAAGAUAUGGCUAAUUGUUUGAUCCUCCUCGCCCAAGGUCACUCUCUUCCCCACCUCCAACCGCAACCGCACCCCCAACAACAAACAAGACAGCUUAUGAUGAGUUACCAAGAUUCCGGUAACAACAACAACAAUGCGUAUAGAUCUAGCAGCAGGAGGUUUCUAGAGACAUCUUCAUCUAACGGGACCACAACGAACGGUGGUGGAGGCAGAGCCGGUUACUAUGUUUACCAGUGCAAAACAUGUGACCGGACUUUUCCGUCUUUCCAAGCUCUUGGUGGGCAUAGAGCCAGCCACAAGAAGCCUAAAGCCGCUAUGGGUCUUCACUCUAACCAUGACCACAAGAAGUCUAACUACGAUGACGCCGUUUCUCUCCAUCUCAACAACGUUCUCACCACAACUCCUAACAACAAUAGUAACCAUAGAUCGCUUGUGGUAUACGGCAAAGGUAGUAAUAAUAAGGUCCAUGAAUGUGGGAUAUGUGGAGCCGAAUUCACAUCCGGGCAAGCAUUAGGUGGUCACAUGAGACGCCAUAGAGGUGCAGUGGUAGCCGCAGCAGCCGCCUCUACCGCCACCGUAUCGGUUGCGGCCAUUCCGGCUACUGCAAACACGGCUUUGUCAUUGUCGCCAAUGUCGUUUGAUCAGAUGUCGGAGGGUCCAAUUCAGGCUCCCGUUAAGAGAGCGAGGAGCGCGGUUGUGUCGUUAGAUUUAGAUCUGAAUCUACCUGCCCCGGAAGAUGAGAAUCGGGUCAACGGAUUAAGCUUUGCUUCAAAGCAAGAACACGAACAAGAACAUGAACAAACACAACAGAAGAAACAGAGAGAAGAACAAAAGUCUCUUGUCUUGUCUUCUGCUCCUACAUUGGUGGAUUGCCAUUACUAAAAUCAAAAUUCAUUAAUACCUAAUCAAACAAAAUUAAGCAGAAAUUGAUGAACCAUUUUUUUAAGAAAGUUACUGAUUCCUUGCUUUGUACAAGACUUGCAAGAUUCUUCUCUCUUUUUUUUCCUUUCUUACUUCCUUAAUUUCAAAGGAAAAACCAUAUAUUAUACAAAUAUAUAUACUCCCAUUAGGCAUAUGCAAUGCUUUGUAAUUACAUCCAAGUUAAUGUAAGAUCUU
Messenger RNA from Arabidopsis thaliana (thale cress), 1714 nucleotides. Its product is annotated as C2H2-type zinc finger family protein. Gene Ontology annotation, cellular component: nucleus. Lineage: Eukaryota; Viridiplantae; Streptophyta; Magnoliopsida; Brassicales; Brassicaceae. The transcript has a single exon. The coding region runs from base 284 to 1480 and encodes 398 amino acids. The record is from RefSeq and is marked reviewed.